GUAUAGUACGCGUAAAUCGUUUCCACCAUCACGAGAAAAAAAAAAUCCGUAGUCUGAAAAUAGAGAAACAAAAAUAAGGAAAUUGAUUGCGAACAAUUUAUUUGCAUUGUAAAAAAAACAACAACACAAGAACUAAAUCAAAGAAAAAAAAAGAGAAUUGUGCUUAAGUUUGGUUUUCUAUAUAUAAAUAUAUUCCUCGAGGUAAACAUUCGAAUAUUUUAUUUUUAGUUCUUUUUUUCUCGAAUUUUAUUUUUCAUUGCUCAUGAAAAAUGGUAUUCGUAUCGCGCAAAUAAAAACGAACUUCUUAGGGCUAAACGAAAACAAAAACAAAAACAAAAAAUUUAAAAGCCACCAGCAUUUUAGAAGGAUCGAUUAAGUUAUUCAAAGAAAAUAGAAACGAAUAGUCAAUGUCGUCAUCCAUACUUGUGUCUUUGUCGCAGUAAGUUUUUUUCCGUACACUUCAGAGCGGGCAAAUGAACGUAUAUUUAAGUUAAGUAACGAAGAAGAGAAAAAAAAAACGAUAAAGAAAUACAAACACAAUGAAACACUUGUGGUAGUGAGAAAAUUGGUUUUGCUGAAAUUAGCGAACAAAACAGCAGAAAAAAGUACACACAAAAAAAAUAAUAAUAAUAAAAAAAUGGAAACAAAACCAACAUGAUAUCUUUUGAAUGGGAGUAUUCUUUACUUCUUGCUUAUAUAUACAUAAAUUUUUUUUGUUUGGAUUGAAAUCGACAAUUCAAAUCACUACCGAGAAUCAACAAUAAGCAGCACUAAUAAAUUAACCAAAAUGGCGUCGUCUUCGUUCAGCGUUUCUGUCUAGCACGUUAAAAUUGACGAACGUAGCAGCACAGUAUGUUGUGCGUUGUUUGUCUGGUGUACAAAUUGAAUUAAAUGGAUCAUUGAAAAGCAACUAGAUUUUUAUUUCAAAAAACCUAUCUCUUCAAUAAAUCGGUAGAAUCGACAUAUUCAAAAAUUCACUUGCAAAAUGAGCGUCAUAAUACGGCUACAGAAUUUGCCAUGGUCUGCAAAUGCCACAGACAUUCGCCAGUUCUUCAAAGGUUUGGGAAUACCUGAUGGCGGUGUUCAUAUUGUUGGCGGUGAAAACGGGGAUGCAUUUAUAGCUUUUGUUACCGAUGAUGAUGCAAGAAAAGCAAUGCGUUUGGAUGGAGGAAAAUUGAAGGAAAUUCAAGUUCGAUUGUUUCUAUCUUCACGGGCUGAAAUGCAAGAGGUGAUUGAAACGGCCCGUCAAACGACUAUGUCACUUAUGCAAAUGCAGCGACAACCAACGAUUGCUGCUCCAGCCAUAGCACCGCCAGCCGUUCUAACGCCUCAAUCUCCUCCUCAAGUAAGCCUUGCUACAGCCAUUCAAAAGAAAAUCCCACCAACUCUACCGACCCAGUUGCCCGGCUUGAUCACACAACAAAUGUAUCAGCAACAGAUUCAAAAUUUACAUCAACAGAAUCCUGUGAAUGCUCUAAAUGGCUUACCUCCAAAGGUUAAUGAAUCGCUCGAUUUAGUUAGCAGUCGACGUAGUCGCCGGUCUCGUUCUCGUUCACACUCUUAUUCACGUGAUUCGAGGUCGCGUAGUCGUUCGCGCUCACCAUCACGCUCUCGUGAUCGUUAUAGGCGCCGGUCACGCUCACCACGACGAAAUAAGGGUCGAUCACACAGGGACAGAAGUGAUAGCCGUGAUCGAGAUCGUCGUCGUAAUCGAACAUCAUCCCGAAAUGACAAAGACUACAAAGACUUGGGCCGAAAUGGAAAUGAUAAGCGGUUAAGUGUCGAGAUCGAGCCAAAGCCAGCACCAGCUCAAAAUCCAAUAAAUCCCAUGAAUUCGUUGUAUCAACAAAAUGUACCGUUUAACAGUAACAUUUCACAGUAUAUGAUGAAGCAAAUGAACAAUCCGAAUGCAGGGGCUAUGAAUCCAUUGAGCCAAAGCGAACAAAUGAGUGCAUUUUCAACCAAUGAUGUGCGCACUAUGAACAUGAACAUGACAUUGCAAACGAAUCCAUUAGCUUUUCAGCAACAAUUGUACAAUCAGCAAGCGGUUAGUAUGCCUGCAUUUAACACCUUCUCACAGGCGGGCGGUGUUCUGCAAAAUGCUCAACAGCAUCAACAGCAACAAUUGACAGCAGGUAUGUCUAGUCAAAUGAAUAAAUUCGGCAUGAACAACGGUAUGGGUGGUCCACACAAUGGAAACAACACAAUGGUAAAUGUCACACACUGUGUUAGGGUGCGAAAUUUGUGCAACUUGACCAAUUAUAGCGCGAUUCGAAAAUUCUUCUCCGGCUUAUUGAUACCCAACGAUGGCAUCAAAAUGAUAAAUGACACGGAUGGCAAUCGAACUGGGCAGGCUUAUGUACGUUUUGCUCGGCCGCAUUUUGUUCAGUUGGCUAUUCAACGAAGUAAUCAAAAACUGGGCAGAAAUGUGAUAAAAAUCGAAGACAUCGAUGAAAAGGCAUACGAUGAUGCCAUCGAUGCAUAUCGACCACCACGCCGCAACAACUACCAUCGAGACCGCGAACACCGCGAUCGAAGAUACAGAAGGAACAGCCGGGAUAGCCGUGAUUAUAGCGAUGAUGACGACGACGACGAUCGAAGUAAUUCGGAUAAUGAGCGUGACAACGAUGUAAUGUGUAUUUCUGAUUCGAAUGAUAGCAAGGAAGCAGCUCCGUUUACAACAGUUCUGAUCGAGGAUUUGCCGCCAUUUACCAAGGAGCAAGACAUCAUGAAAUUGUUCUCGUCCUAUCCCCUCGUACACAUUGUCAUGGCUAAACGGCCGAAAAUGUUCUCGUCAUAUGUCAAAUUUCACAGUGCUGACGAUGCCAAAGCGGCCGUUAAAAACACCGCUUGUCACAAAAUUACGUUCAAAACGGUGUACAUUUCUGCUUGUAGUGAGGAGGAAUUUGAAACGGCUCGCAAAGAGUUCAGCGGUGAACUGGACCUAGACAUUGGAAUGCCUAAACCGGUUGAAGAGAAUAGUCAAUCGAGCGAUAGAACUGCACCAAACGAAAUCAAAAGCCCAAAUACUUCGAUGCAAAAUGUUGAAUAUCUAAAUGAAGGCUCCAAUGAAAUGUCGGAUCCAGUUCCUGGUGUUUCAUUGGAAAAUAUUCCCGGAGUCAAUCUAAAUGAUCCGCGUAUUAAUCCAGCGAAAUUCCCUUUUUUGAAAAAUAUGAACACCGAUGUAUCGCAUUCCGAACGCAUCGAUCCACGUACCAAAACCGCUGUUCAAGUGCCGGUGAACACAUUUCCUGGCAUUGACGUUGCAAUGGCUACGCAACAACAGGCUAUGAUGGAUAUGAGCAUGUCCGAAGUGUGCUGUAUUCUCAUUGAAAACAUGGAAUAUCGCACAACUGAAGCCGAAAUCGUUGAAUGGAUACAAAACAAGGCAAAUCUCACACCAGUUCGAAUUCAAUUGCUGGUCAACGAACGCAACCAAACCAAUGGAAAUGGUUUUAUUCAGUUUGCCAAUAGCGAGCAGGCAACAAAAGCCACCGAACUGCUGGAUAAGGCUCAGUUCAAAUCACGGGUCGUGCACAUUUCAUUGGCACCAUGGCAACAAAUUGUUGCGACGAUUCAAAAUAUCACACAGGUUUUGCGCGAAAAUGGUUUCGAUGGCAUUGACACAUCGGGAAAUAUACCGCGUCCACGUUUCAAUAACAAUAAUGCCAACAAUCGAUUCCCGAAUAACAAUCGAUUUAAUAACAACGGCAACAAUCGCAUGCAAAAUAACCGACAGAACAACCGCAAUGGCGGCAAUUUCAACGGAUGUAUUGUUUCGAUGACAAACGUACCGUACAAAGCCAGUGUUGAUGAUAUUCUUGAUUUCUUCAGUGACUUCGAUGUUGCGGCAGAUGAUAUCAUUCGUCGAUACAACGAUGAAGGCAAACCCACUGGCGAUGCUAGAGUACGAUUCGAAUCACCGUCCGAGGCAAGACGCGCUAUUGAUCAACGGGGCAAUUGCCGACUUGUUAAUCGACCCGUUUUCUUGCAACUGUUUAAUAAUUAAGUGUUUUAUCAUUUUUGAUUAGGAAGAUUUAAGUAUUUAUCUUAAAUUUAAUAUCUUACUUGCUCACCAGAAGCAGAAAAACCAUUAUUUUCUAUGGUUAUUUGUUUGUUUUUUCAAUCAAAGCAUAUUCCAUUUCUUACACAUACAUCUAUGUACAUAUUUUCGGAUUAAAAAGAAAUUGAAAAAAGUGAAAAGA
This is a messenger RNA of Sitodiplosis mosellana (orange wheat blossom midge), 4205 nucleotides long. RefSeq lists its product as uncharacterized. Gene Ontology annotation, molecular function: RNA binding. Gene Ontology annotation, biological process: regulation of RNA splicing. The transcript has 5 exons. NCBI's taxonomy places the organism in Eukaryota, Metazoa, Arthropoda, Insecta, Diptera, Cecidomyiidae. The record is from RefSeq and is a predicted model, not a curated record. The coding region runs from base 986 to 4009 and encodes 1007 amino acids. Gene Ontology annotation, cellular component: nucleoplasm; ribonucleoprotein complex.